AUGAUUCACCGUGCCGGUCUCGUCGAGAAGCAGGCUCGGGCUCAACUGAUUCAUGCUACCCCGAGUGUGUUCUCAGCAUUUGCCUAUCACGAUUCAAUAGUUGUGACACUUUCCUCCGAAAAUCAUUUAUCACGAUUCGUUUAUUGUCGCUAUUUUGAUUGUAAAUUCAACGAGAUCCCUCAACCGUUCAAAACCACCGUAUUACCGGAAAGUGCGGUGUUUUGCGGGCGACGAAUUGGCGCUGCUUAUAUCACAAUCACCAGUACGCUAGAAGACGCAUUAUUCGAAAGUCCGGUGAGAAUACAAAAGAGAUUAGAGACCCAACAUUUCUUUACUGUUUGUGUUGAUCCGCUUAUCGGCGAAAAUCGAAAAUAUUUGAAAAUCGCCGAGUUCAUCGAAUAUUAUAAGCUUCAGGGUGCAACAUUCUUUCAUUUCUAUGUGCGAAACAUCACAGAUUACGAUCGAUUCAUUCUUGACGAUUAUGCGCGCACUGGGGAAAUCGAAGUGAUCCGAUUGAGAGAUCAUUAUUGGCGCGAGGAUUUCAUGUGGAUGCAGACGCAAACGAGCGAUUGUCAUUUUCGUUCGCGAUCGUUCUCGAAAUGGACGGCGUUUCUCAAUAUUGAUGAUCGACUGGAAAUCAAUUCGUCGCACUAUUCAACUCUUGAAUUAUUUCUCGAGUAUGCUUUGAUUGUGCUUGGAAAAAUGUAA
Caenorhabditis bovis is the source of this 708-nucleotide messenger RNA. The record is from the annotation of a GenBank genome assembly. Lineage: Eukaryota; Metazoa; Nematoda; Chromadorea; Rhabditida; Rhabditidae.